Molecule: messenger RNA, 735 nt
Organism: Durusdinium trenchii
Lineage: Eukaryota; Dinophyceae; Suessiales; Symbiodiniaceae
Source: the annotation of a GenBank genome assembly
AUGAAAGCGGCGUCCGUUGAGUACUGCAGAUCUCGCGUGGAUCCCGAUGACCAGGGUGACUUGGCACCAGUUGGCACCCGGGGUGACUUGACCGGGCGCAGCGUGGAGGUCAUGGACGCCGACGGCUGGGUGCCCCUGACCGAGCUCCUCUCGCUCGACGACUUUGUGGACUUCGCGGCUGCGGAUGUUCGUGAGGUGGUCAAGGAGAGCUACUCCAAAGACCAGCCACGGUUUGAGUGCCGCGAGCAAGGCGGCCGCCUUGAAAUUCGAGCCCUGCACAAACGCGCAGCUGUGCGCUUUUCAAAAGGAAAUCGAAUGGAGUGGCGAAAACGGGCAUCUAGCCCUGAGCCUCCAUUGGUGGAAAGCCCCUUCGAGGAGGCCAUUCCAGUGCCUGCCAAGAGAAACAAGAUGCGAGGUGCUGUUGCGUCCGCGACCGAGCACUUCGACAUCAGUGAGGAAUGCACCAAGGAUGAUCCGGGCGACUUGCCUGAUGGUUUGUCAAGCAGUCACGUGGAGUGGGUGAGGUUUGAGCUCUCAGAGGGCGUCUUUGCCUGGUGGUGCACAAGAGACGAUGGCUCUGAAGACGGCUUUGUUGAGAUGAAUCCGGAGCCUUGGAGCUUGGUCACGCCCACACAGGUGCAAGAGUUGGAGCGACCAUGCUGGAUCAACGGAGAAGAUGGAGAGUACUUCUUCAUCAGCCCGCAGGAUACACCAGACGAGAGCGAACACAGAUGA